AAAAAAUUUCAUGCCCUUCUCCUCCUUCGGCACUGCUCUCCCGGGUCUGCGAUUCAAGUUGCGCCAUCGUUGCAGUCGAUCCCAGGUAAUCAAUCAUCCUAGGCUUUCGAUAGUCUCCGACGGCGACGAUCUUGGCUUGAACGACGCUCAAAAGGCUUCAGGAUAGCUCAAUUUGUCAUUCGUCCGACCGAGCAGGAGCUCUCACGUCAUCUAAAGUUCAAUCCCUCUUCUGUUCCUCUUUGGUCGAGAGUAUACUUUGACGUUCGGUUGUUCUUCGCAUGCCCUCGAACUUGUUGAUCUUGUCUCUCUCUCUCUCUCUGCCAACGUCUAGAUAACCAUCUCACGUCGUAUCGUCCGCCGAUUCAUCGAAUGAUCUUGUCUGCCGAACCUAUCGCAUUCCACGUUCACCACCUGUUCGAUGUAUUGCCUCAGAGACAUUAGUAUUGAUUCGAGAGUGUGCUGUGUGUUAUAUGUACGUUACUGCUUGAUAUAUUGAGCUGGCGACAUAGCUGCCGAUCCACCUCCGUCGGGCUCGCGGCGAUUUACCCUCAAUCCACAACCAUGACCACCGCGUCCUCCGCCGCCGACCGGCCGAACCCGCCGCCGGGGCUGAUCAUCUCAGCCACCGAGCACGUCCGCCGUUUCCUCUCGUCAGCGUCCCACGACCCGGACCUCCCGGAACAGCUCCGGAACCUGGCCUCCGAACUUUCCUCGCUAACCAAUUUGCCUUACAAGUCGCUCCGGGAGAUAUGGAUCGCGUCUCGCCCGGAGGCCCGACCGGGUUGGCCCCGCCUGCUCUCCGGGUCCCACUUCGUCUUCACCAGCCCCAAGCCCAGAGAGAAGAGUGAAGAGUUGAAGGUGAGAUUGAGGAAGCUUUCCGAGAUGGCAGAAAAGAAAGAGUACGAGGAGCUUGUGAAAGACAUCACCCCCAAGAAAGACACCAAUGAGCCCUUCUCUUCCUACAAAGAUCAACUCGGGUUUGGCUUACAUGUUGUGCUUACAAUGUUUACUGGAUAUUUGCUUGGAUAUGCUGCAUUCAGAGCAUUAUUCGGCCACAGUCCUGUAAUGAAUGCUGCUGGUGGAAUUCUUGGAUUGGUAUGUGGAAUGCUCUUGGAGACCCUUCUUUUCAUAAUUAGGACUUCAAAUCAGGAUUUGAGACCUCCCUCUUCUGCUUCAAGGACAAAAAAGAAUCAAUAAGAUUUGGUCCGACGAGCCAAAGAGGUUAGCCAUCUAAUCGAUUCCUCUUGCUGAUGUUUGUCUUGUUGAGGCGAAGCAAGUGCUCGUACCAUUAGGGGUCCAUAUGGAUCCUCAUAUGCAACUACACUGAGAGCUUGGUGGAUCGCGGCUUCACGAUUCGAGUGCUGUGUGGCACGUACGAAAUUGGGUCCUCGGCUGAAGGCUCAUCUUUGCUUCACGAGUCUCCAAAGCAUCUGAAAGCCGCAGCCUCUUCGAGCAUAAAGUGACAGUGAUGUCCCUCAUGCUUCCUUGUACUGAAGUCAGAUCCCAUGGUAAAGGUUGUCGCUUAGUAGUCUUUUGAUCUUCAAAUUAACUAGGAGCUAGAUGAACUGUUGUUAGUUGCUGAAUAACCCACUUGGAGUGAAAUCUUUCCUUAUACUCUUUGUCUAUGCUAAUGAUCACGUCCUCCCACGCCGCGAUCCAUUCGUUUCUGGAAAGAAGCGAGGGAUCUUUCUAUGAAAAAUGACAGGAAGUGCAGGCUCUAAUGGGGUAAAAUUAGGAGAUUUGCUUGAUGAUGAAGAAUGGAUUUUACUAA
Molecule: messenger RNA, 1771 nt
Organism: Syzygium oleosum
Lineage: Eukaryota; Viridiplantae; Streptophyta; Magnoliopsida; Myrtales; Myrtaceae
Exons: 4
Coding region: 562-1197 (211 amino acids)
Biological process (GO): vacuolar proton-transporting V-type ATPase complex assembly
Cellular component (GO): endomembrane system
Source: RefSeq, a predicted model, not a curated record